Molecule: messenger RNA, 3992 nt
Organism: Stegostoma tigrinum
Lineage: Eukaryota; Metazoa; Chordata; Chondrichthyes; Orectolobiformes; Stegostomatidae
Product: intestinal-type alkaline phosphatase 1-like
Exons: 11
Coding region: 63-1634 (523 amino acids)
Biological process (GO): dephosphorylation
Cellular component (GO): plasma membrane
Molecular function (GO): alkaline phosphatase activity
Source: RefSeq, a predicted model, not a curated record
AAAGAUCUGCACCUGUAUAAAUGGCUCUCUUCAAAAAGGCGAUUGCAUAGAAACACAGCAAGAUGAAGACAUCCACCUUUCCAGUGAAUGCUCUACUAUUAUUUGCACUAGUGUGUGGAUCCAGUGCUGAUACCGGAGAAGAGGACCCAUCGUUCUGGAAUACGAAGGCUAAAGAAACACUGAAGAUUGCUUUGGACCUCGAACCGGUCAAACAUAGAGCAAAAAAUGUUAUAUUGUUUCUUGGGGAUGGAAUGGGAGUUUCCACAGUGACUGCUACCCGAAUACUGAAAGGGCAACUACAAAACAAAUCUGGAGAAGAAACUGUGCUAACAAUGGAGUCAUUUCCACAUCUUGGUCUCUCCAAAACAUACAAUGUUGAUCACCAAGCAGCUGAUAGUGCAGGAACAGCUACUGCUUACCUUUGUGGAGUCAAAGCAAACUAUGGAACCAUUGGACUGAGUGCAGCAGCAAGACGAGGAGACUGUAAAACAACUUUUGGCAAUGAGGUCAUGUCAGUACUUAAGAGGGCAAAAGAUGCAGGAAAGUCGGUUGGCAUUGUAACAACCACUCGGGUUCAACAUGCUUCUCCAGCUGCUACAUAUGCCCAUGUUGCAGACAGAGAUUGGUACAGUGAUGCUGAAAUGCCAUUCAAUGCAAUUGAGAACGGUUGCAAGGAUAUUGCUUUUCAGCUCAUAAAUAACACAGAUAUUGAUGUCAUACUUGGAGGAGGAAGAAAGUACAUGACUCCUGAAGGGACACCUGAUCCUGAAUACCCAGAGAACCCAGGUCAAAACGGCACUCGAAAAGAUAAAGAAAAUCUGAUUGAAAAAUGGCUCAGUAUCAAAGAAGAUGCACAAUAUGUGUGGAAUAAAGAACAGUUUGAUGCUGUCAAUGUGAAGAAAACUAAGUAUUUGAUGGGUUUGUUUGAACCCAAGGAUAUGAAAUAUGAGUUAAAUCGAAAUAAGACUAUGGAUCCUUCUAUUGUUGAAAUGACUGACAAGGCCAUUCGAAUUCUUCAGAAGAAUCCCAAAGGAUUUUUCCUUUUUGUUGAGGGUGGUAGAAUUGAUCAUGGACAUCAUGAUGGAACAGCAGUGCAAGCUUUAAAUGAAGCAGUUAAAUUUGAUGAAGCUAUUGAAAGAGCCAGUCACCUGACAAGUGAUGUUGAUACUCUCACUGUAGUAACUGCAGAUCAUUCACAUAUGUUUGCAUUUGGUGGGAAAGCUUUUCGUGGCAAUCCAAUAUUUGGACUAGCACCAUAUUUGGCUUUGGAUGGAAAACCAUAUACAACCAUCUUGUAUGGAAAUGGACCUGGCUAUGCAAUCAAAAAUGGCACACGACCAAAUAUAAAUUCCACUAAUUAUUACAGCAAGGAUUAUGAACAACAAGCUGCUGUUCCACUGGCUUCAGAAACUCAUGGCGCAGAAGAUGUGGCAAUUUUUUCUAAAGGCCCCAUGGCUUAUUUGUUCCACAAAACCCAUGAACAGAAUUACAUUGCCCACGUGAUUGCAUAUGCUGCUUGUAUUGACCCAUAUACAGAGUGUCCGCCAAAUUCCACCGCCAGCAGUGGAUCCUCACUCCAGCCUAUGAAACUUCUCAGUAUUUUACUAGUGACAGUUUAUUUUCUCAAGCAUUAAAACAUCUUUAGCUGCCUAACAUAAAAUGUUUAACUGCCUUAAAAUUAUAGAUUCCAAUUCAUUCUACAAAUAAUUGAAAAGUAAUUAAUACUUCAUCAUAACUCAUAUUUUGUAUUCUUUUCUGCUUAUGUAGCAAAGGAAAUAUACUUUUUUAAAUAUCUGAUAUCUUUGAAAACUUGUUUUAUUUUAUUAAUUCAUGGAUUAUUCACUAGCGAGGUCAGCAUUUACUGCCCAUCACUAAUUGCCCUGGAGAAGUUGUGGUGAGUUUCCUUUUUGAAUGGCAGCAUUCUAUGCAUUGCUGCUGGGUAAUGAUUCCCAGAUUCCGACUCCACGUCAGGAUAAGCAAUAUAUUUUCAAUGCAGAAAAUGUGUGACUUGGAGUGGAACCUGUAGGAGAUGGUGCUCCCAUGCAUGAACUGUUAUGGAAUGCUAGGGGUUACAAAUUGUAGGUAGAGAAGGUGUUAUCAAAAUAAUAAUUAGUCAAAGUAAAUAGCAAUAGCAUAUUCUAACUGUGGAAUAAUGCAUGAAUUCAGUAUGUUUCACAAAUCAUUAAAGCAUUUUGGAAAAGUGUGGACGUAGUAGGGUUGUUGUAAUGGGUGACUUUAACUUUCCCAAUAUUGAUUGGAACCUCCUUCGAGCAGAAGAUUUGAAUGGAGCUGUUUUUGUAAGGUGUGUUCAGGAGGGUUUCCUAACUCAGUACGUUGACAGGCUGACGAGGGGAGAGGCCAUUGUAGACUUGGUGCUCGGAAACGAGCCAGGGCAGGUAUCAGAUCUUGUGGUGGGAGAGCAUUUUGGUGAUAGUGACCAUAACUGCCUCACAUUCUACAUAGCUAUGGAGAAGGAGAGGAUUAGGCAGAAUGAGAGAAUAUUUAAUUGGGGAAGAGGAAACUAUGAUGCGAUUAGACAUGAGUUAGGAAGCAUGGACUGGGAGCAAUUGUUCCAUGGUAAAGGCACUAUAGACAUGUGGAGACUGUUUAAGGAACAGUUGUUGCGAGUGAUGAAUAAAUAUGUCCCUCUGAGACAGGCAAGAAGGGGUAAGAUAAAGGAACCUUGGAUGACGAGAGCGGUGGAGCUUCUCGUCAAAAGCAAGAAGGUAGUUUACAUAAGGUGGAGGAAGCUAGGGUCAAGCUCAGCUCUAGAGGAUUACAGGCAGGCAAGGAAGGAGCUCAAAAAUGGUCUGAGGAGAGUCAGGAGGGGGCACGAGAAAGGCUUGGCAGAACGGAUUAGGGAGAACACAUAUGUGAGGAAUAAGAGAAUGUCAAAGAAAGAGUAGCGCCGAUCAGGGAUAGCAUGGGGAACUUGUGUGUGGAGUCUGAGGAGGUAGGGGAAGCCCUAAAUGAGUUUUUUGCUUCUGUCUUUACGAAAGAAACGAACUUUGUAGUAAAUGAAACCUUUGAAGAGCAGGUGUGCAUGCUGGAAUGGAUAGAGAUAGAGGAAGCUGAUGUGCUGAAAAUUUUGUCAAACAUUAAGAUUGACAAGUCGCCAGGCCCGGACCAGAUUUGUCCUCGGCUGCUUUGGGAAACGAGAAAUGCAAUUGCUUCACCACUUGCGAAGGUCUUUGCAUCCUCGCUCUCCACUGGAGUCGUACCUGAGGACUGGAGAGAGGCAAAUGUAAUUCCUCUCUUCAAGAAAGGAAAUAGGGAAAUCCCCGGCAAUUACAGACCAGUAAGUCUCACGUCCGUCAUCUGCAAGGUGCUAGAAAGUAUUCUGAGGGAUAGGAUUUAUGACCAUCUGGAAGAGCAUGGCUUGAUUAAAUGCAGUCAACACGGCUUUGUGAGGGGCAGGUCAUGCCUGACAAACCUUAUCCAAUUCUUUGAGGAUGUGACUAGAAAAGUUGAUGAGGGUCGAGCAAUGGAUGUGGUGUAUAUGGACUUCAGCAAGGCAUUUGAUAAGGUUCCCCAUGGUAGGCUCAUUCAGAAGGUCAGGAGGAAUGGGAUACAGGGGAACUUAGCUGUCUGGAUACAGAAUUGGCUGGCCAACAGAAGACAGCGAGUAUUAGUAGAAGGAAAAUAUUCUGCCUAGAAGUCAGUGGUGAGUGGUGUUCCACAGGGCUCUGACCUUGGGCCUCUACUGUUUGUAGGAAUCUCACAUCAGGCCCUUCCACCCUCUGAUACAAUGGGAUUUUCCAAUCCCAAGUGAGUGCCAUCAGGCAUCUCACAAUGAAGUGGUCCCACCACUGUUUCCCCACUAUGAUGGAUUUUGUAAAAUCUAGCCUGUAGUCCUAAAAUGUAAGAUUCUGAUAACUUGAUCUAUCUACUGAAUAUUGAAAAAAUGCUCAAGGAUUUUUAGUUGCCUCUAUAUGCUUUGUUGCCUUUUCUUUUCUAAAUGGAUACCACAUUAAAAUAUUUCCAUUCUGCCA